AUCGCAAUCGGAAUAGCGAUAGAAAUCAAAGGCUUCCAUUUUCCUGCUGAUUACGAUGAGCGUCACCGGGGAAUCCUCAAAGACGGAGGCAGAAAGGAACAAGUUUCCAGCGGCGGCGACGGAUAAGAAGUGGAGAGGUAAGAACCUGUACAUGAAGUAUAAGUAUGGCAGUUGGAUUUGGGGGUUUAAGGCUUUCGAGGGUAAGCCAGCGGUUGUAGGUGAACGCGGUGGACUUGAGGUUUUAGCACCGAAGGUUGUUUGUGAGAGGGAUUUCCUCGACGCCGAUCCCGGUUUCCCAAUCGGGAACGGCUUCUUCAAGUUCAAUGGCAAAGCAUACUUGGUCGGCGGAGAAACUGCAGAGGGCAAACCUUGGGGGCCAGAGGUUUGUGCAUUACCUUAUGAGUUCCUCAAGUCGAGCAAGAAAUCAAGUGACAAUUUCUAUGAAUUCAAUCCCGAUACCAAUACCCUCCACCAUCUCGAUAAGCUUCCUUUGCCUCUCCCUAUGCCGUCUCCAAUUGUUGCAGAGAUCAAGGGCAAAGUGUACGGAGAUCACUGCUGCCGAAUAAUACACGGAUCCCCGAAAGACUCUGGAAACUGCUUCCAGGUUUUGGCACUGGAUGAUAAUGGCAACCCCCAUUGGAAUUCACUUCCUGCGCCUCCCUUUGACGAGUACGCCACCCGCUCUCGCUUCUUCAAGAGUAAGGUGGCCGUACGUUGACACUCUAAAGUGGGAACUGGGCACGCAUCGGUUUCCUUCAGGUGCCAAAACAUUGUCGUCAAGGUUAAUGAAGGAAGGGAAAGACUUUUUUGUGGUCGUUUAUGCAAUGCUUGAUCGGGACUAUCCAUUUAAGGAUGGUCUCUGUGCUGCAUUGGUCGACUUCAAGACGGGUGAUUUGUUGCACGAACUGCAUAUCCCUCAAGCGUCGCCCUAUAAGUCUUCUUACCUUUUGCUUACCAGGUGGUUGACCUAGAGCAGGAUGGUAGUGCUGGCGACUCAUGCACCCAAUUUUGUUUCAGUGUAUACCACACAAGAUAAUCUUGUCGGGCUUUGGUAUGUUAAGUCAUACGAUUGCAAUAACUUAAUUAUGUACAAGAAUACAAAAUUAAUGUUGCACUUUGACCAAAAAAAUAAACUUUUAUAAGUACUUAUACAAAAAAAAAAUCUUUUAUAAGUACAUAUAUGAAUACGAGGUAGAAACAAAUUGACUACAAAUUGUGAAAAAUGUUUGAAAUUUAGUGUAAUAAAUGAAGGGUCGUUUGGAAGUUGCGAUUGUUUUGUUGAGAUUGUCAUUAUGCAUGUAUUGUUUACAAUGCAUCGUUUUUUUUUUAGCAGAAACAAUCCAUUGUUUCUGUGAUGUGACAGAAACUAUCACUCAUUUUGAGUGAUUGUUAUAUCUCAACUUUUAGUUGUGAUUGUUGAGAUAGUUGAGUUGAGAUUGUUUUGUCUCAGAUUUUAGCUGAUGCGACAGAAACAAUCACACAUACCAAACGUUGUAUUCUUCAAUGCAUCAAAUUCGACAAUACAUGUAUAAUAUUAUACAUGCAUUCUCAACAAUACAUCUAUUUAACAAUCGCAACUUCCAAACGACCCCGAAGUGUAAGUUGUAACGAGUAAAGAGUAAAGAACACAAUGCGCUGACCCAAACAACCCGUAACCCGAUCCGCCCGUAACCCGAUUGAUCCGCAACCGAUGAACCCGUAACCCGAUUGAUCAGCAACCGAUGAACCCUCAACCCGAUGGACCUGUAACCCGGUGGACCCGUAACUCGAUGGACCCGUAAACCUAUUGAACCCGACCCAAUUGAACCCGAACCCAAUGAACCUGAAGCCCGGUGAACCCGAAGCCCUAUUGAACCCGACCCGAACCCGCCCGAUUGACACCUGUAGGUGUGAGUCAUUUUCUCCUUCACCUCUCACGUAGUGGGUGGCUCCAAACCCACCCAAAUCUGCAUAAAACCACUCAUGUUCACCCUAGUUGUAAAGGCAUAAUCCUUUUUCACGAAGGAUAUAUUUAUCUACCCAAAGUGAAAGACUUUUCUCGGUCCCAGUGGUGGAGCCAGAAAUCUCAACAAGGGGGCUAAAAAUUUUACGCCCAAAGAAUUUGAACUAGCGAGGGAAGGCUAAAGCCUUAUCAACUACUACAUUUUCUCAAUUUAUUGCAGAAUUUACAUUUAAUUUUACGUAAUUUUGAGAGUUGAGUGAGUCUAUAAUUUUCCCUGCCAAUAACGUGGCUCUACCUAGUCCUAAACCAGAAUGUCGCGGUAGACGUUCUCACAAUGCAUAAGCCAUCCGACUAAUCCCAAAGACAAAUUAGUUCUCAUAUGAACAUUAAGCCGAGAGGUGUGAUAGAUUAAUAACGACUCAAUAUAAACAUGAUAACUAAACUGAUUAAACUUCAAUAUUAUUGAGUUGAGUCAAACUAUCACAUAUAAGCUAAGCGAUUGAUGUAAUCAGCCAUUAACAACAAAAGUUAGGAUUCAAAGCUUAUUAAACACAAUCUCAACAUUUUUUUUAUAAGAAUCUCAAACAUUUCUUUUGAAAACAAGUAAACAACACAAUCUCAACAUUCCUUGUGAGAAUAGGAAUUUUUGCAACUUUCUCCGCAGGAGGGAGAAUAAACAAUUGAAAAAAGU
This is a messenger RNA of Linum trigynum, 2633 nucleotides long. The record is from the annotation of a GenBank genome assembly. Lineage: Eukaryota; Viridiplantae; Streptophyta; Magnoliopsida; Malpighiales; Linaceae.